Molecule: messenger RNA, 219 nt
Organism: Chondrus crispus (carragheen)
Lineage: Eukaryota; Rhodophyta; Florideophyceae; Gigartinales; Gigartinaceae
Exons: 1
Coding region: 1-219 (72 amino acids)
Source: RefSeq, a predicted model, not a curated record
AUGUUCUUUUCUGUCUCUCAGGCUCAUCUACGCCAUCUUGGGGCCAUCAGCCUGUAUCUGGACAUCCUCAACCUGCUUGAGGAUGGGUUUUGCCUCUCUAAAUGGUUUGCUUGCCAUAAUGUUAGUGGAGACACGUACCGCUAUUGCGGAAGACGACAACAAACUAACUCUCCCUUGGUUUUCCUCCUUCCGCUUAUCGAAAAGAUGCAAGUUGGUUAA